Molecule: messenger RNA, 2760 nt
Organism: Cladocopium goreaui
Lineage: Eukaryota; Dinophyceae; Suessiales; Symbiodiniaceae
Source: the annotation of a GenBank genome assembly
AUGAACGUUCUCCUUGCCUAUCAAACCCAGCAGCUCACAAUUGAGAUGCCAAACGUUCAGCUCGAAUCUGCCAGGGCAAAGGCCCAGGGAGCAAAGAUCUGGGGUCAAGGUGCUGGCCAAGGAGUGCUGGCACAAGGAAAGGCCAAAGCCAAAGGCGGCAAGAGUGGUAAAGGUGUCGCAAAAACUGGUGCGGCAGGGAAGGGAAAAGCUGGUGGCAAAGGAACCACUGGAAGUGGUCCAGUGGCGGCUCAGCAGGCUCCACCCAGUGGGUUGCGGCUUCCUCUGGCAACGGGACAGCAGGAGGUCAAGGAGGGCAAAGAGAGCAAGGAAAUCGAUUAUGGUGCAUGUGUUCAUUGCCACACCAAAUUCACCGAUGACAGCAUCUAUUGUCGCCACUGUGGCGUUAGACGAUUGGAGACAUCGCUGGAUUGGGACCAAGUCGAUGAAGUUUCCCAGGCACACAAAGAUCCGCCAGGAAGUGCCCAGAUCGGAACGGCAGAGCAGCUUGGGCAAGAUGCUCCGGGAACCCCAGAAUUUCCGGGGCCAAUGGAGGCAACAGCAAGUGCUCCUUCCUCCGGGCCUCUGCCUUUUGAGCAAGUGCAGCCACCGAAACAGCGAAUGCCACCACCGAUGCCGCCGCCACCCGGUUCUACAGCCCCAACUGCAGAAACUGGAGAGGAAGCUGCAGAAGAGGAGGUGGCUGUGCCCUGGAAAGUGGAGCCCGUGAAGCCCAAGGCCGCUCCGAAGGCCAAGGUCGUCUCCAAGGCCAAGGUUGCACCGAAGUCUCCCAGAAAACCCGUGCCACCAGGAGCGCCGCCCAAGGCUAUCCCAAAGCCUCCUUCCGGGACACCUGCGGCACCGAAAAAGGAGGUAUCUUUCAAUUGUCCCAUGAUGGAUUCCGAGGGCGGUGAAAUCACUACUGUGACCAAAGCAGUUUCUGUGAAGGAGUUGAAGGCUCUGGCGUCCGAAUCACUUGGCAUCAGUGAAAAGGAUCUUCGCAUAGUUUUGGACUCUGCAGCUGGUCGCCGUGUAUUACAAGACACCACCGAAGUCCUGGAUGCAAACCUCUUAUCCGCAGCAGACCUUGUGGUGGAGCAGCCAGUGGCUCUGAACGUGGUGGAUGUCAAAGGCAACACCUCCACAAUCAAGGCAGAUCGUUCCUGGAGCUCUGCGAAGCUGAAGAGUGUUGUGGCAGCCCAAAGCGGUUUUGACGAAGACGACAUCCUGUUGAAGUUUGGCCGCACUCCAUUGCCAGCCUCAGAUCAACCACUGGGGGACUUUUUACCCGCUGGACCUCAGCAAGAACUGAUAUUAUCCAGGCCGGUGGAUGUCAGUAUUUCAGACGAUGCUGGUCACAGGUGGGUAAUCUCCGCAGAUCGCUCUUGGAAAUUGCGGAAGGUUCAGCAGAAACUCAUGGAAGAGUCAGGUUUUGCCCUGGAAGAACAGACACUGCAGCAUGCAAAGCUGAACUCAGAUGGUAAACUUCCAACUUUGGCUGCGGAGACAGAGUUGGAUGAGGUCGUGCAAGAGGGUGCGCAGGAGCGUGGAGUCAAAGAAGCUCGCGAAGCCCGCCGGAGGCAGGCGGAACUCGAUGCUGGUGAAGUCAUGCCAUCUGCACCUGGAAGUAACUUCUUAAGCGCCCUGCCUGGCCUGCCUCUUCCAUGGGAACAGACACCGACGCAGGAGCGCAUUCACCCAAAGACUGCCCAGGCUGCGGCAACUGAGGCAACUGAGACUGAACAGAUUUGGAAGUACCCGCCGCAUUCCCUGGACUACACUCGCCUCCUCAGCAGGAAACCGCAGAAGGUGGAAUUUUCCGCUCUUCUUGUAGAUCCUCCAUGGCGACAGACGCAAGCUGAGAGUGAAGGUGAAGAAAGUCAGGGAAAAGGCUGGGAAGGAAGCGAUGCAAGCGAUGCAAGUGAUGGCAGUGAUGGAAGUGGCAGAAGCCCAGCUGUGGCGAAACCUUCAGACAAGGCAAAACAGCUUCGCCGAGUUCCUUCAGACACUUCGGAGGAGGAGGAGGAGGAGACGCCAGCAAGACCGGCAAGACCGGCAAGACGCAGAGACAGUGACAGCGAAGACUUGGAGAGCGGAGAUUCACUUGACAGUGCUGGUGCUCCUGUUGCUCCUGGCGCUCGUGCAGAGGAGAGUGAGAAGAGUGAGGAGAGUGGUGACGAGUUGUUUCAUCAUCAAGAUCUUCAGACAGCUGAGGUGGGCUCCAAAAAGUCCGCCGCAAGAGUCGAAGUGCCAAGAAUCGAAGCUCGGACGAGUGGCAACUUUGGAAGUGCGAGCCAAAGAAGCAGCCAAAGGAGCAACCACAGCUCUGACAUGAGCAAUGGGAGUGAGGCUGAUCAAGAUUCACCUACUUGGGGCACAGAUCUGGGAGCCUACGCAGAGACUGCCGUAGCUUGGAAGAAAUUGAAGACCGCCAGGCUUCAGGGCGAGGUGCCUGCAGCUGGCAGUGACAAUUGGAAUCCUGACAGUUCCACAUCGGAACAUACAGUGACAAAGUAUGACAAACAACGGCUUCGUGAUUCGGUGGCACCUGGACCUGGGACCAUCGUCUUUGUGAACCCACAAGACCAUCCUGGCAUUGGAACUCCUGGAGGCAGCAGAUCUGCAGCAAAGCGAGUGCUUCGCCGGCAGCGUCUUCAAGAUGCCAGAGCGGGGCACGCAGACGCGUGGCACGAAGCUGCCAGCUCGAAUCGAAUCCGCUCGAGCAUUCGCCAAGAGCUUCAAGAGCUCCGGCGACCGGGAUGA